Molecule: messenger RNA, 234 nt
Organism: Labrus mixtus (cuckoo wrasse)
Lineage: Eukaryota; Metazoa; Chordata; Actinopteri; Labriformes; Labridae
Exons: 3
Source: RefSeq, a predicted model, not a curated record
GAGAGAGAGACAGAGAGAGAGAGGGAGAGAGAGAGGGAGAGAGAGAGAGAGAGAGAGAGAGAGAGAGAGAAACCUAGAGACCUGCAGACACUGAGACCUACAGACACUAAGAGAGACCUGCAGACACUAAGAGAGACCUACAGACAGACUCCACUUCCUCCUCCUCCUCCUCUUCCUCCUCCUCACUCCUCCACCUCCUCCUCUUCCUCUUCCUCCUCUUCCUCUUCCUCUUCC